GGCACGGCGGCCAUGGCAGCGGCCGGGACUGGCGGGGACCAGGAGCGGCGUGGGGCGCAGGGUCGGGUCCUGUACUUCUGCGGCAGCAUCCGCGGAGGUCGCCAAGACCAGGCGCUGUAUGCGCGCAUCGUGUCGCGGCUGCGGCGCUUCGGGGUGGUGCUCACCGAGCACGUGGCAGCGGCCGAGCUGGACGAGCACGGAGAGGAGCCCCCAGGGAUGGACAGACACAUCCAUGACCGGGACCUGGCCUGGCUGCAGCAGGCAGACGCGGUGGUGGCAGAGGUGACACAGCCUUCCCUGGGGGUUGGCUAUGAGCUGGGCCGGGCCAUGGCCCUCAACAAGCCAGUGCUGUGCCUCUUCCGCCCACAGUCUGGCCGAGUGCUUUCUGCCAUGAUUCGGGGGGCUGCAGAUGGCUCAAGGUUCCAGGUGUGGGAUUAUGACGAGGGACAGCUGGAGGCACUGCUGGACCGGUACUUCGAGGCUGACACCUCUGAGCAGGGGGCUGCAGCUGGUGAUCAGGAGACCAGCUAAGUCACUGCCUCAGACCCUUCCCACUCCUGCCAAGGCCCAAAGUGAAUUAAAAGGUUCACUUAAAAUUC
Messenger RNA from Cavia porcellus (domestic guinea pig), 599 nucleotides. It is a transcript of the gene Dnph1, whose product is annotated as 2'-deoxynucleoside 5'-phosphate N-hydrolase 1. Gene Ontology annotation, cellular component: nucleus. Gene Ontology annotation, molecular function: 5-hydroxymethyl-dUMP N-hydrolase activity. The record is from RefSeq and is a predicted model, not a curated record. The transcript is spliced from 4 exons. Lineage: Eukaryota; Metazoa; Chordata; Mammalia; Rodentia; Caviidae. The coding region runs from base 13 to 531 and encodes 172 amino acids. Gene Ontology annotation, biological process: deoxyribonucleoside monophosphate catabolic process.